AUGGAAAGCAUCAAAAUUCCGUCUCCGUCCACAAUUUUGAACGACACCCCGUCAGCGGGAACUUCUGGAAGGAGGCAGAAACCGAAGCAAACAAAAAGUCGCAAUGGUUGUAUCACCUGCAAGGCAAAACGGCUGAAAUGCGACGAGGUCAAACCAUCAUGUCAACAGUGUGAGAGGCGAAAAGUGUCAUGUGGAGGAUACAAAAAAGAUUUCAAAUGGCGACCGUUCGAGGAGACCAACUUGGCUCCUGGACGGCCCACUGUGAAAGCCAAGAAAGCCAAUCCUCCAUAUCAACCACCUAAUGCGGAGAGCUUCCCAACUCCGCCAACUACCGAACAAUCAGCAUCGCCGAUUCGUGUUUCUCGCAAACAUCACUCAUAUUCACCUCCGGGUUCCCCUCUGCAUAGUUCACCUAUCAGUAUCGCCAGCUUUCCAUCUACAGAAGGUCAUUCUAUUGAUGAGCUAUCUGGGAAUCGAGAAGAUAUUUCCAUGCCCGAUGGUACAGGUCCUCUUGAUGUCAACGUUUCGUUGUCGGCCGAUUCGCCACCCUUCAACUUUCUUUCCUUCCUUGAACCAUUCCAGGAUUCAUUGUCGCUUGCAAACACAUUAGUUUCAGACGUCGACACCAGCACUGGAAAGCAAAUACCUUUCGGCCCCGAGCAGCUGAAUCCAAUCUCCUCAGCGCUCAGCUUUUCCCAGCUACUGGAAGAUGAAAACGACGACAUUGAAGAAAUCAUCCGUCGGUCGGAUCCAGGCCUUGGACCUUGGAACCUAAACCUACCAGACAUAGGAGCUUUCAACUUUGAAGCCGCCAGCAUCCCUGGCAGCCCCUCGUUACCGCCAGGAAGUCCCGAAAUGCUCGUGCUACGCUUCGACAAGCUCACAUGCGGAAUCCUGUCCGUCAAAGACGGAGCUCUGGAAAAUCCAUGGCGAACACUAGUCUGGCCACUAGCAAAAGACACCCCCGCACUCCGGCAUGCGAUCUUCGCCUUGGCUGCCUUCCAUUCCGGCAAAGAAAACCCCUAUCUGCGCGUGCAAGGCGUAAAGCACAUGCGACAGAGCAUGGGCUUCCUGGUCGAACACAUCCAAAGCAUGCGAGCAGACACAGCACUAGCAACUAGCUUGGCACUAGCAUUCGCCGACACCUGGGACCAGCACACACGCACGUGCAUCCAGCACCUACGCGGCGCAAAAGCGCUAAUGUCGCAAGUCAUCGCGACAGGCAUGCAAGGGAGCGCCAGCGACGAGGAGCUAGACCGCAUCCGGUUUCUGUACAACACAUGGUCCUACAUGGACGUGAUAGCGCGGCUGACGUCGCUGGAUGACUGCGGCCCUCAUACGUGGGAUUCCUCGAUUUUCGACCUGCCCAGCAAUACAGUGCACGAUAUCGAUCCGCUGAUGGGGUGUGCAACGACGCUGUAUCCGCUCAUGAGUCGCGUGGCGAAGCUGAUCCAGCAUGUGCGGAAGAGCCUGUCGAAUACGGUGUCUGUUGUGGCGCAGGCAAUGGAGCUGAAGGCGCUUCUUGAGCAGUGGGAGCCUCCGCGUUGGUUCGAACCGCCGGAGGAUCCUCACUCGGAGGUUCAGCAUAGUAUUCAGGUUGCGCAUGCGUAUCGCUGGGCUACGCUGCUUUAUCUGCACCAGGCUGUUCCGGAGAUACCGUCUGAGCCGGCGGGUGAGUUGGCAAAGAGGGUCCUUAUCCUGCUUGCAACUGUCCCGUAUACAUCCCGGACAACUAUCAUCCAGAUGUUCCCUCUCGUAGCGGCCGGAGCGGAAGUUGAUGCUGACGAUGAUCGGAAGUGGGUAUUAGACCGAUGGACGACAAUCCAGGCGCGAUUGAUGCUGGGUGGUGUGGACCGCUGCUUGGAAGUUUUGAAAGAAGUCUGGGGGCGUCGCGAUGCAAUGAACGCUAGGCGAGAGCAUGAAAUGGCUAGUUUGCGACGAACGGGUUCUGUCGCGUCUCGUGAUAGAAAGCGAACCAGCUCGUCAUUGCCGAAUGACUUCAAGAAUUACAGUCUACAUGGAUUCCAUAAAGGGUCGAUGGCGGGGAUGUCAGGCCAGUCUGCGAGACAUGCGCGACGCGGCUCAGCUUUGGCUUCGCUGGAGAAUAUUGAAUUUGAGAGAACUGUUCGCGGAAAGUUACACUGGGUGAAUGUGAUGGCUGAGUGGGGAUGGGACGGUUAG
Messenger RNA from Penicillium soppii, 2181 nucleotides. RefSeq names its product Zn(II)2Cys6 transcription factor. Gene Ontology annotation, cellular component: nucleus. Gene Ontology annotation, molecular function: zinc ion binding; transcription cis-regulatory region binding; DNA-binding transcription factor activity, RNA polymerase II-specific. Gene Ontology annotation, biological process: positive regulation of transcription by RNA polymerase II. Bases 1 to 2181 code for a protein of 726 amino acids. The transcript is spliced from 3 exons. NCBI's taxonomy places the organism in Eukaryota, Fungi, Ascomycota, Eurotiomycetes, Eurotiales, Aspergillaceae. The record is from RefSeq and is a predicted model, not a curated record.